This is a messenger RNA of Camellia sinensis, 610 nucleotides long. The record is from RefSeq and is a predicted model, not a curated record. Lineage: Eukaryota; Viridiplantae; Streptophyta; Magnoliopsida; Ericales; Theaceae.
ACAAGGUUCAUAAGCCAAAUAUGCUCAAGUCCUAUUUUGGACCAAAACGGUACACGGGAAAAAUUGAAUCAUGUGAAAGGGUGUACAUUCCAAUUAAUGAUGCGGGUGAACAUUGGUAUAUGUGUGUGGUAUACAUGCGACAACAAGUGGUAUAUAUCCUUGAUCCGUAUAUAUCAAGAAGAAGUAGAACUCGGCCAACUCAAGUAAAAAAAGUGGUUGAAGUGUUACAUGACUUAUUGGGAAUUCAGUACAAGAAUGCAUAUACAAAUAAAAUUACCGAGUUUCCAAUUAGAACACUUGAAUGGCUUCCACAACAAAGUAAUGGCUAUGAUUGUGGAAUGCACGUCAUCAAGUAUUUUGAAUUGGUGCAAUUUAUUGAUUCCGAAGCUUGUUUGCUUCAAUUUGACUCGUGGGAUGCUAGACAAAGAUUAGCACUGGGCUUAGUUCGAGAUGCAAACAAUAAAAUUGGGUCAAGAGUGAUAGAAUUGGCUUGUGAUAGAUAAUUGUCAUGUAUCAUUGAUGUUGUUGCAUGUUCAUACUUGAAUUAUGUGAAUUUCAAAUGAAUUUGUUUUGGAGAGGAUGUAGAGCAAAUGGAUUUUAAUCGUAUGAU